CUAGGCUGCACUGGCUUUUCAACUGUUCGGAUCUCCAUAAUAUGUGCGUCAGUGUUACGAAAUCCAGGCUAACAUGUGAUGUUGCUCCAAUGUUAGCAAACAAACACGACCAUCUAAAUGGCUGUGAUGUGUCUUCCUUAAACUGCACUCCCUUAAAACUCGUGUAGUAUACGACCGAAAACUGACGCUGUCUGGGUCACAUUUUUACGUGUUUACAACGUCAAACCAACCAAACCCACUGGGUGUGCUAUUCGGUUUUAACAGUGCGACAAAAAGUAAAACUGAAAGUGAGGAAAAGAGAUUGUGCAGGCAACCAGCAAUGGCAAUAAAACCAUCAUUUCUAGAAGAGGAACUCUGCUGUUCUAUAUGCUGUGACACCUUCAAGGACCCCGUUGUUCUACAGUGUAGCCACAGCUUUUGUGCCGAUUGUGUUAAUCGAUGCUGGAAAGAGAAGAGAAGUCGGGAGUGUCCCAUCUGCAGAACGAAGUCCUCUGUUCCCAAGCCUCCGGUUAAUCUGGCUUUAAAGAACAUCGUGGAGUUGUAUUUAAAGCAGAAACCCCAAAGUGAAGAUGAUAAAAAUAAUGAGGUGUGUUGCCGUCUUCACGGAGAGAAACUUCUUCUUUUCUGCGAGGAUGAUGACGAACCUCUUUGUGUUGUGUGUCAGACUUCAAAAAAACACAGAAAUCAUCAGCUCUGUCCGGUGGAAGAGGCUGCUCUCGAUCUGAAGAAAAACCUCAAGAGUACACUGGAUCUCAUUAAACAGAAACUGCAACUGUUCACUGAAGUUAAACAGCAGUUUGAGAGUACUGCAGAACAUAUUCGUGCUCAGGGACACAUCACAGAAGGGCAGAUAAAGGCAGAGUUUGGAAAGCUCCACAAGUUCUUGCAAGAUGAAGAAGGGAUAAGUGUUAGCGCUCUAAGGAAAGAAGUGAAUGAAAAGAGCCAGGCGAUGCAGGAGAAGAUAGAAAGCCUCGAAAAACAGGCCUCCACCCUUUCAGAAAAAAUCACGGCUAUAGAGAAGGUCAUAGGGAGUGAAGACAUCUUGAUUUUAAAGAACUACAAAGAUACCCAGAAAAGAGCCGAAUGCACAUUGGAGGACCCAGAGUUACCCUCCCUGGGGACACUUGUUGAUGUGGCCAAACACCUGGGAAACCUGAAGUUCAGAGUCUGGGAGAAAAUGCUGGGGGCGGUGCAGUACACUCCUGUGAUUCUAGACCCCAACACUGCAGCUCCCUGGCUCUGUCUGUCCGAAGACCUGACCAAUGUGAGAAACACCGGGUUCAGGCUCCAGCUACCCGACAACCUGGAGCGGUUUAACCCCUGCGUAGAUGUGAUGGCCGCGGAAGGGUUCGCCUCGGGGAAACACAGCUGGGAUGUGGAGGUGGGAGACAAGCCAGAGUGGACUAUAGGAGUGGUGAGGGAGUCCAUCAGCAGGAAGGGGGCCAUCACAUGUGACCCAGCGAGCGGGAUCUUUGUGGUGACGCUGAGGGCCGGUGAUGUGUAUGGAGCGGAAGGAGUUGCUCCUCUCGCUCUGAAGAAGAAACCGACGAGGAUCAGGGUGCAGCUGGACUUUGACGUGGGGGAGGUGUCCUUCUUCGACUCCAGCGACAUGUCUCACAUCCACACGUUUUCCGUCUUGCUCGCAGAGAGGCUCUUCCCCUAUUUCUCUCCAUGUGUGAACAUCAAUGGCAGUAACUGUGGAGCUCUGCAGAUUUGCCCGGUGAAAGUGUCUGUAACAAUAGGUCAGCCCCAGUGAUGUCUUUAUUAUGAUGUCAUCCAGCUGUUUGUACCAGUGAUGUCAUCCCAGAAAAUGUUUAUAAUGCAGGUAUAAGAAUUCUGUCUUGAAUAAUAUUCAGCAAUUCGUUUGAAAUAAAUCACAUUUUUACACUGUCUGAAGCAGCGGUCUUACCUCCUGGUGCAUGAGAGCCAGAGGGUGUGCUGGCUUUUGUUUUUAGUCAGCAGUUAAUUGAUCAAUGAAAGCAGUUGAUUACACAGUUAAUGAACUCACCUCACCUGGUUUUUGUGUCUGAAUUGGUUGCUGCUAUUAAGGGGAAAACUAAAACCAGCACACCCUCUGGGUCUGCAGGACCAGGAGAGCUGGUCUAAAGAGGAAAACAAUAUUUUUCUGCAGAUACUGUAUAUGAAGUCUGACUUAAAUAUUAUUCAGUAGUAAUUUCCAAAUAAAUAAUAUUUUUACACUGUCUAA
Messenger RNA from Conger conger (European conger), 2206 nucleotides. Its product is annotated as E3 ubiquitin-protein ligase TRIM35-like. The transcript is spliced from 6 exons. Bases 320 to 1756 code for a protein of 478 amino acids. Gene Ontology annotation, molecular function: protein binding; zinc ion binding. Lineage: Eukaryota; Metazoa; Chordata; Actinopteri; Anguilliformes; Congridae. The record is from RefSeq and is a predicted model, not a curated record.